This is a messenger RNA of Dicrocoelium dendriticum, 643 nucleotides long. The record is from the annotation of a GenBank genome assembly. Lineage: Eukaryota; Metazoa; Platyhelminthes; Trematoda; Plagiorchiida; Dicrocoeliidae.
CGGGUUCGCAGCUCGUAGACAGCUUGCCUCAUUCGGACUCGGUCCUCCUAGGAGAGGUCUUUCAGAACGUAGAAGGUUACUCCCUUGAGGCGCGCGGUCCGUCUCAGGAUGCGUUGGCAUUCUUCUUCAUCCUGACAGACGAUGUUCAGAGGACGAAACGUGACUGGGUCCUCCUAUUUUCUGUCAAGGGGAAAAUCAGAGAUUAGGUUUAUUCCUUGCUCACGUUCAUCAAACAUGGAGAGCACUCGUUUAAGGAAGGCUUGGUCGUCAAGCAUCCUUUCAGCUGGAGUCUCUUUGUUGGAUUAUGGGACGUUUGUGAUUAUCAGGCAGCGGUUGCAAGCAGGCGGCUUGUCUCGUUCCGUUGAUGCUGGCUUUGGGAAACAUUUCUUUUCUCUGACAAGUUCCUCAAGCUACGCUACUCUAUUUAAGAUGAGCUUUAGUUCCACAUUUUUGGCAUUUGAUUUUAUACUGGGCCGUGAGAUCUUCUUCGACGCCUUGUUCUCAGCUAUGGUUGUUCUCCCUUUUACGGAGGUGCUAGCGCUCGCGACUGCGGGUCAUAGGACUUGGGCUUAGGCAUCAGCCCAUUCCCGUUCUCACUUGGCAACGGUGUUAAGUCCAACGUGGUGGAGGACGCGCGGCUUCG